This is a messenger RNA of Lactuca virosa, 672 nucleotides long. The record is from the annotation of a GenBank genome assembly. NCBI's taxonomy places the organism in Eukaryota, Viridiplantae, Streptophyta, Magnoliopsida, Asterales, Asteraceae.
AUGGGUAAGACAAGGAGUAUGAGUAGAGACCAGAACCAUGAUGAUGCAUCUAUCCGGAAGAAGAUCAAGACUUGUGAUCCUUGGUCAGAUCUUAACUAUGAUGUGCUUUUCUUAGUUAUGAUGCGACUUGGAGUUGUUGAUUUUCUUGCAUUCAGCAGAGUUUGUAAGUCAUGGAGAUCACUUGCAGUCUCUAACAGGAACAAGUUUAUAGUGUCCAGACCACCCAUGCCCAUGUCCAUUUCUAUCUCUACUGAUGCUAAUCAUGAGAGUAAGUGCUACUUAGAGGACUUUGAAGGAAGAAAGUUAAAAAUCAGCCUUCCUCAUUCUGAUUAUAAGGCAUGUGUUGGAGUAAGUUAUGGUUACUUGAUUCUGAUUCGUGAGAAAACCAAUAUUUUUUGGCUUGUGAAUCCUAUCACAAGGCAUGAAUUUCAUGUCCCUUCCCCUUUCCUUAAUGUCCAUUCCUGCACUUCUUUUCUGGGGGAUAUCCUUGUCUUUUCACCUUUAAGAAGGUGUAUGUGGCCAGAUCCAAAUUUACAUCCGGACGAGAUGGAAAUGGAGAAGGGCAACAGUGGCACAAUGACUAGAAGAGAUGGACAGAGGUGGGGUCUCGAUUACCCAUCCCAUCAUCUUGUGUAUCGCUGCUCAGACCUCACAUCUAUAAGGAUUCCUUAA